Molecule: messenger RNA, 1266 nt
Organism: Effrenium voratum
Lineage: Eukaryota; Dinophyceae; Suessiales; Symbiodiniaceae
Source: the annotation of a GenBank genome assembly
GCUGAAGGGCCUCCAGGGAUUGCAGGACAUGCGCUGAGGCACUUGAUGUCAGCUUUGCGCGAGAAGGACGUGCAGUCAAGGAUGGAUGCUGAUGGCUUCAUCUCCAUCCAGUGGCUGCUGAAGGCAAAGCCAGUCCUGAGUUCGGCUUGCAAUGGAGAUGCCAAGUGGAUGGCAACUGCUAUGGGGCAGGAGGAGCAAGUCCGACUGGACAAGUCCCGCCGACGUGUGCGACUUCUAAGUCGCAGCGAACACCUCCUGGCAGAGGCUAUGCGCAUCAUGCAAGACAAGCCCUUCGAAGUGGUGCCGCUCAGAAACUUCUUCUCCAUCCCAGCAUUGAAGGAGUACACAAAUCCAGAGAGUGUGCUCCGGGAAGCAUUGGAGCAUGCGGACUCCGACCUGAUGGUGCAGGGUGCCUUCGUCGCCUCGCGUCCUCGAGCGGCCAAGUUGCGGAAGUCAGUCGAGCAGCUCUUUGAGAACCAGGAUCCGAGACUGCAGGCAAAGAUGCAGCAAACUGGGGAGCUGCCUUUGACUUGGUGCUGGCCACAGCUGGGCCACACAAAGGUGCUGGGCCGCCUGUCACCUGUGAGGAUUGUCAGUCGAUAUGCAGACAGGCUGGGCAUAUUUGCACAGGAAGAUGCACGUGCAUCGGAGGCCAUUGCUAAAGAGCUUGCUGCUGCUCUACGAGACUCCGAGGCUCUUCUGGUGGAUGAUCGACGGCUGAGUGUGCGCAAGUUUCCUCAGAGUCCUGAACGUGUGCCAGAACGCGAGGCCCAAGCAGUGCCGGCCAAUGAGACCCAGGUUAUGGAAAAGCGCGCAGGUUCAAGUCGUGCUGCAACGCAACUGCGUCAACUGCUGGACUUCUAUUUCGAGCCCUUCACUUUGCAGCACAACAGGUAUUUGCUGGACUUGAUUCUGAAGCGGGCACACGCUCCGCAGGACACAGGGCCGUGGUUGGCAGAGGCUUUGCACAAUUGCUCCUUCACAUUUCAGGAUCUGAAAGGGCUUGGUCGCAUUCAGUCAGCACUUUCAAAGCUGCAGACGUCGACAGACUGGAUUUCAGAGUUGGGCUGCUUGAAGCACUUGCGCUGCGAUUCUGGCGGAGGCUUGCACUUGCGCACGCAGCUGGAGGUGCGCAACUUCGUCCACGCAGAGAUGGUGCCCGAGGAGAAUGGCGGCGUCUGCAGUGAGGUACUUGACAGCCGCCAGAGAGCAGCAUCAGGAGGCGCCAUGUGGCAUCGUCAGUGUCCUGUAUUAUGCGGUCGCUGA